Messenger RNA from Trichobilharzia szidati, 1769 nucleotides. The record is from the annotation of a GenBank genome assembly. NCBI's taxonomy places the organism in Eukaryota, Metazoa, Platyhelminthes, Trematoda, Strigeidida, Schistosomatidae.
UACGCUGUCGUGAGUAUGUGAAGUUCAAUCUGUGUUGCUACAUGCCGAGCUGGCAAACCGGAUUUAUGUCGUCCAUGCCUAAAGACACAUCGAAAGACUUUUCUAUUCAGGAAUUACAGACAAAGUACAAGCUAGACAUCGAUGAAAUAUUUGAUCUUGCACAGACUUUUUUCAAUGAAAAAGCUGAAAAGGCUUUUCACUUAAGUUUUGAUGAUCGGAUUGAUCUCUCUGCUCUUAUGUGUGUAAAGAAGUAUGGAAAGUUUGACAAGUCUAAAACACCUGUCCCUGGAUUUCUCGACAUAAUUGGUCAAAGGAGAAAUGCUCGUUGGGAGGCCUUGAGCAAUAUGAAACCAAAUGAAGCUCAAACUAAGUUCAUAAAUAGAAUCUAUGAUUUAUGCCCAUUAUUCAUGUCGUAUUUAGAAGCCUAUUCACGCAGUAAAGGUAGUAUCGCUGGUCACUAUUCGAAAGAAAUAGAUAUUUCUUGUCCGAACGAACCUGUUUCCUCCAUUGGUAAUGGUAAUCAACAUUGUUUCACUUUGGAAAAUGAAGCUGAAAUUCGGGCAGCUUUAAAUGCCCAAACCGAAAGUCAAUUCCAAUCUUAUGCAUCCCUUCAUCAUCCUGACGAUCCUAUCAAGAGGGCUGAUCUUAUAGCUCAGUUACAAGAAAGACACUUCCAUGAGUAUGUUGCUUAUUUACAACGUCGAUAUUUGCUUAUUGAGCAAUCGCACCUUGAAUCGAAUUCACAGACAACGAAUACAAUAUCUUCGCAUGUUCCUAUCGCGAGUGAGUCAGCACAUGAAGCUGUACAGAUUGAUAAUGUAAACGGAGAUCAGACUACUUAUACUUCCACUGAUAUUCCUGCAACUGAAAUGAAUCAUACUGAGAAACAACCUCUGUUGAAUGGUGCAUCGAAAUCGGACGACGAUGUUCAACCAGCGAUUGACACACAGAAUCCAAUACCCUCUUGUGAUAAUAUCAACAGUGUGUCGUGCUCAAAUAGCAUAGAAGAAGCAACAGACAAUUCUUCGAGUGCUUUGGAGAACAAAGGUCCCAAGAUUGAUCCUUUUUCAGGUGCAUCUUUAGUAGUACACGCUCCUACCUUGUGGACACGUGGAGAAGUUAAAGAAUUCAAACAAUGCCUAGCAGAGGAUGAAGAGUCUGUAAUUCGAAUCAGUAGUGGAGAAGUCUAUUCAGUCCGUGUUCAGACUCAUCCAGCAGGAACAAGCAUAGUUUGGGAAUUCGCCACAGAUGAUUACGAUAUAGGAUUCGGUUUAUUUUUCGAAUGGGCUGAGCCAAUAUCUGAUCCUGAAAUUAUGCAGAAUCGUCACACUGUACCAGCCAACUCAAAUGAUGGCCAAUCAGACGUGUCUCAGAUUGUGAAUGCAGACGAGACUAACAUUUUGGUGGAUGAAAUUAUACCCGUUUCGCGCCGAAAUUCUCAAAGUGAAGUUUGCUGUGGAUCCCAUCUGUAUCCAGGUGCAGGAACCUACGUCUUCAAAUUCGACAAUUCCUUUUCCCUAUGGAGGUCCAAAACUCUGUACUAUCGUGUGUGCUACACAUAUUGACCGCUGCAUAUUACACUAUUAGAAAAACCUAUAGAGUUCGCGACAAUUUCAAAACCUUGGCUGUGCAUUAUACUUUCUUAAUUUGUUUCUGUAUUUCUACUUUUCUUUUGCGUUCAAUAGACACGGUUUCAAAUGCCUUUCUUUAUGUACUAAUAUAUAUAUGUAAACUCUGAGCAAUAUAUUUCAAGUAUGCACCAAAAUAAC